UUUGCUCGCCAUCUCUUAGGUUAAAACACAAGCCAAACGAAACCCCUGAAAAUUGUAGUUUGUUGCCUUCUCCGGCCAAACGAAAUCCCAGCAGUCGUCUUCCUCGUUGUGAUGUCGUUUGCUCCAACCGUUGGUUGCUGUCUUCUUCGCUGGAACAGAUUGAUCCAGCAAAGGAUCUCCACCCCAGAUUGUAUUUGUGCCCUUUUUUCCCGAAGCUGCGAUAUUGCACCACGAAACUGAUUGUAUGAAGUGCAGAUUGGGGGUUUUCUGCUGCGAUUUCUGCUGUCUGGGAAGCUUCGCAGCUGUUUUGGGUUUUGUAUGAAGUGCAGGUUGGGGGUUAUGUAUGAACUGUGUUGUAAUUCUUUGUUUCAAUCUAUAAAUUUUUUUUUUUUUAAAAAAUAUAUAUAACCUAAACCUUUGUCAUGAGUGAUUAAAAAAAAAAAAAAUUUCAAAUGCCAAAGAGUGUCUGCUACUUCCCAGAUGGACGAGGACUCCAGCUAGAUUUCAACAUUGCCUAGUCUCGUUUGUAUCUUCUUGCUGGAGUAGAUUGGUGCCAAAACGGUGCCGUUCGUUUGUGUCUUUUUGCUGGAACAGAUUGGUGCCAAAACGGCGCCGUCCCACUUAACAGCAAGAUCUGCUGUUAGACCCCCAACAGCAGAGGAGCUCCACCCCCUGGUAAACUCUCAACUGGAAAGAUAUGGAGUGCGCUGGAAAAGGAAGUAGAACUCGGUGUACCGGGCCGGCGAUCAAACGCUGUGGCCGCUGCCAAGCUGUUGGUUACUGCUCCGUCUCUCACCAGAUUUCACACUGGAGUAUUCAUAAAGGAGAGUGUGAAAGGUUAGAACAGCAUAUGAAGGAAGCCGAUGUCUUGAAUGAUUUCCCUUUUACAUUUUCUCAAGAAGCUACCGUUCAGGUGUGUGAGAAACUGGAGACUCGGUGUUCGUUUUUGAUCAAACGAGGAAUUCACCGUGUGGGAAUGUGGAUGUGCGAAUGCAAUUGUGGGACAUCUCUUGUUUCUUUAGAUCAUCCAAGGUUGGUGGAUGGUUGGUGUCUUUCAAGUAUGUUGUGCCCAUGUAAAGGACCUUUGUCUCCAAUUCCAGAGCAAUUAAAUAGUUGGAAGGAGUACUACGAAUGGAGGUGCAUUCCACUACAUUCUCCUGUUGCUUUGCUUCUUCACUGGCCUCUUACAAUAUAUCAGGCCAUUCAGCUUGCUGCUCUGCGAAGUUUGAUUCCUGAAACCAGUAAUGAACUGUUCAUACACUACCUAGGGCCUGAUAAAGAGCUUCUUCAACUUGCUGCCUUUGGGGAGCUUCAUGCACUUUUUCCUGGAGUAAAAGUGCAUAUGGAGCUUGUUGGACCUGCGAUCCCAGAGUAUAGGGAUGGCGACACAAUGGAUCUCCAUAGUUAUGCUCAUUGCUUUGAGGCAGACUGCAUUUGCAAAUCGUCAGAUAAGAAUGUCAGAUCCAGUUUAUUGAUUGGUAAAUAUUCAGCAGUCACAUUACGGCUUCGUACAGGUUAUUACCAUGACCGUUACAAAGAGAUAGCAAAGGUGUCCACCCAUAGCCUGUCAUGUAAAGAGGUUUACAUAGUCCUCUUGAUGCUUUUCACUUGGAUCUCUUCUCAUGAGAUCUGUUCCAUCGACAGGAUUCCUUUCCUCAUUUAAUCUUUGCUCCAAAUGCUGGUAUUGCUGCUUACCGAAGCUGGUUACCAACUAUUGAGUUAAUAAAGGAGAUGAAUGUCCCGGCGGUUUUUUCCGAUUAUUGCGAAGAAGCUUGCCAUCUGGCAACUGCUUGCAUAAGCACCAUAACUGGAUGUCCUCCUACCAUUCCUAUUCAGCUAAAUCCAUUCAGGCAGCCUCUGGUAGUGGAAGACAGUGCUCUAUUUCUUCCUUGCUACUCAAAUUGCUUUCUUUUUGGGAUGUGAAAUGGCAGACCAAUGAGUGGGAUAAGGUGGGUCCAUCAUUAUUUUUUCCAAUCCCUCUUUCCUAAUACCUAAAACAAACACACCUGCAAGAAAGAAUUGAGGACUAUUCGGUGCAAGGCCAGUAGCUGGAUUAAGGUUAAUAGACCGACCAUUCUUUAUCAAAGGCUCAGCAAGAGACGUCAUUACGUACGUCGGCCUUGUAUAGUUUGUCUGUAUAUUAUGAGUUUUAUGUUGUCCUAGCAAGUUCAGUCAAUGGGAUGGUUGUAGUUUUCAAAAUCACUUUUUAGCAGUGGAAAUCAUCCGAUUUUUAUUUUUAUUGUAUGUAUAUAUUGUUUAGAAGAAAGAGAAAGAAAUAAUGAAUCUAGAUUUGUAAGAAAAUACUUUUAAGUGAUUUUAAUUAUUUAAAGAUUACCAGCCCUGUAUGCAUAAGGAAUCCA
Messenger RNA from Ilex paraguariensis (yerba mate), 2360 nucleotides. Lineage: Eukaryota; Viridiplantae; Streptophyta; Magnoliopsida; Aquifoliales; Aquifoliaceae. The record is from the annotation of a GenBank genome assembly.